GUAAACGGGUUCGCUCGGGGCAACGAGGCUUAAAACAAAAUUUUGAAACUCUAGGAAAAAUGACAAACUUUGCAUACUCUGGAACGCUCGAAGGCUCUUGACAUGUUUCCAUCUUUACUCCUUCUAUUGGUCAUACUAUCGUGCCCAAGAAUAUGUUACCACGUUAUUUCUUGAGUGUGUUGCUACUAUGCCUUUCAUCGCAAUGCAUUCCAUACGGAUCUGAACCAUCUUCGCCGGCAUCAUCGGAGUGGAAAGAAUUUCUCAACUCCUCUCCGGAGCAGAUCCACCCUGCUCACUCUGAAGCAACCCAUGAGGCUCAUCACAAGUUGCCACCGCCAGCUAUUUCACAGUCACAACCGGCGGGAAAACAAGAAAAGAAAUUAUCACAACGUGCAAACGCCGUGAACUCUCGAAAACAUCGCGAAAAGAUGAAAAGAGAAAAUUUGGAGGAUUACAAAGAGAAAACAAGAUUAUCAAGUAGAAGGAGUUAUAAAACGCGCAUGCAAAGGAUACGAUCUGAUCCGAAAUCAUAUGAGGAUCAUUUGGCAGCCGAAAGAGAGAGAUCGAUAAAGUAUCGUUAUAAAGCAAAGGCAGAGCUAAUAGAAGAUCCGGUAAAAAGAGAAGAGUUUUUAAGAAAAGCGAAAGAUGAUGCUAAUGCUAAAGCAAGGGUCAAGUAUCAAUUGAGAAAACUCUUCACAGGUCAGCCAGGUAAGUCUCAGCAUCAAUUACGCAAAGACAGAAUUAAAGCAGGAACAGCUACGCAAGAAGAUCACGAGAAAGUUAAAAAAGAAUUGGAGAGAAGGCGUAAUUGGGCACGUCAGAAAUUGAAGGAUCAGCAAAAAAGUGGUUGA
Molecule: messenger RNA, 851 nt
Organism: Meira miltonrushii
Lineage: Eukaryota; Fungi; Basidiomycota; Exobasidiomycetes; Exobasidiales; Brachybasidiaceae
Exons: 1
Coding region: 153-851 (232 amino acids)
Source: RefSeq, a predicted model, not a curated record